This is a messenger RNA of Laetiporus sulphureus 93-53, 1089 nucleotides long. RefSeq names its product WD40 repeat-like protein. The coding region runs from base 1 to 1089 and encodes 362 amino acids. The transcript is spliced from 5 exons. Gene Ontology annotation, molecular function: protein binding. Gene Ontology annotation, biological process: iron-sulfur cluster assembly. Gene Ontology annotation, cellular component: cytosolic [4Fe-4S] assembly targeting complex. NCBI's taxonomy places the organism in Eukaryota, Fungi, Basidiomycota, Agaricomycetes, Polyporales, Laetiporaceae. The record is from RefSeq and is a predicted model, not a curated record.
AUGGACGAAAACCUUCCAGCUCACGUCGAGCUCCUCGCAGAGCUAGCAGGCCACGACGAUCGCGCCUGGCAUGUUGCAUGGAAUCCCGCGAGACCGAUCCUCGCGUCCUGCUCAGCAGACAAGACUGUUCGACUCUACAACUACGAUGUCGCUGAACCAUCAGAAGGCAGCACACAGCCAGCCGUGACUUUUUCGCACACCACCACCAUCCCGACUGGUCAUACUAAGACAGUACGCGCAAUUGCGUGGUCUCCAUCUGGAAGGUCGCUCGCCACUGCGUCGUUUGACUCGAACAUCGGGAUAUGGGAGCAGGAGGGAGGCGAGGGGGAAGAACCCAGAGUAGACGCGGAAUGGGAGUGCAUGAGUCUGUUGGAGGGCCAUGAGACGGAAUGCAAGAGUGUCGCGUACUCCAGCGCGGGGAACCUCCUCGCGAGCUGUAGCAGGGACAAGACGGUAUGGGUAUGGGAAGUGCAUCCCGAUGCUGACUUCGAAUGCAUGGGCGUGCUCAUGGAGCACUCUCAGGACGUCAAGUGUGUUGCCUGGCACCCCACAGAGGAGAUUCUCGCCUCCGCAUCCUAUGACGAUACCAUCAAACUAUACAUAGAUGACCCGUCCGAGGACUGGUACUGCUUCGCGACGCUGACGGGACACGAAUCCACCGUUUGGUCGCUCGCCUUCUCGCCAGAUGGCCGAUUUCUUGCAUCGGGCUCUGAUGACACAACCGUGCGCAUCUGGGAGCGCGUGCAGGAGCAUAAGUGGGAGUGUGUGGCGGUCCUGGGCGGACACGAGCGUAGUGUCUACUCCGUCAGCUGGGGAAGAGGCAAAAGCAGCGAGGAGGGCGCGCUCGGAUGGCUGGCGAGCACUGGUGGCGAUGGAAUGGUGGUUGUGCGGCAGAUGAGCGUAAUCCCACCGGCGACCCUGGGUGGCAAGAGCACCAUAGCGCACAAGGUGAUUGCGCGCGUCUCGUCUGCACAUGGCGUCUCGGAUGUGAACAGUGUCGUUUGGUGUCCGCGCAAGGGUUUGGAGAAUAUCUUCGCGACGGCCGGCGACGAAGGCUUAGUCAAGGUAUGGAGAGUUGUCACAAGCUGA